UCCGAGGCACCACCGGCCUACAUUGAGUUCAUGAAACGAGCUUGGGCGGAGACCCCUGUGAUGAGACCGUCUUUUGAAGAAAUUCAUCAACAACUGCGGACCCUAAAUCAAGGGAAGAAAAUCAACAUUGUGGACCAUAUGUUUAAAAUCAUGGAAAAGUAUUCAGCCGAUCUGGAAGAUCAAGUGCGUGAACGGACGGAAGAACUGGAAACGGAAAAGAAAAAGACCGAAUUAUUGAUCGCAAGAAUGUUACCACCUGUGGUCGCAGAGAGUCUCAUGUCGGGCAAACCAGUCUGUCCGGAAGCGUUUGACGAAGUGACAAUUUAUUUCAGUGAUAUCGUCGGGUUUACAACUAUCUCAGCUUUAUCGACUCCACUUCAAGUUGUGGAUCUGCUGAACGACCUAUACACGAUGUUUGACGCAACUAUUGAUUACUAUGAUGUGUACAAAGUUGAAACGAUUGGUGAUGCAUACAUGGUUGUGUCCGGUUUGCCCACGAAAAAUGGUCGGUUACACGCCGGAGAAAUCUCGACAAUGGCGUUGGAUUUGCUCAGUCAGUGUGGCACAUUUGUCAUUCGGCACAUGCCGGAUAUGCCCCUGCGGUUGAGAAUCGGAUUACAUUCUGGUUCAUGUGUGGCCGGUGUUGUUGGUUUGACAAUGCCAAGAUACUGUCUGUUUGGUGACACCGUGAAUACAGCGUCUCGCAUGGAAUCAACUGGUGCAGGUAUAGCCCAAACCCAUCAAUCACAUUGCUUUUUCUCGAAUGCCACAUAA
Messenger RNA from Echinostoma caproni, 774 nucleotides. The record is from the annotation of a GenBank genome assembly. NCBI's taxonomy places the organism in Eukaryota, Metazoa, Platyhelminthes, Trematoda, Plagiorchiida, Echinostomatidae.